AUGGGCAAGAAAAUGAUGAAGCUGCACUCCCUCUUCAAGAUCAAGGAAACACCGACAACAACAACAACAACAAUGUUGGCAACGCUUCCAUGGCAAUGGCCUUCUUGCAAGCACCCCAAAACCCUCUCCUUCCGAGCAGGGGACAACAUGUUCAAAACCGUAAACUCCGUCUUCUUCGACCACGGAGGAGUCGAAACUCCGGAGUCUUGGUUUACCAACUCAUCAUCGGAGUCAACAAGUUUCACGACAGAGUCCGAGGACUACUUUGACGGAGAGUCCUUGGAAAUGGUGGUCCGGGGAGCAAGAUCCGAGAGGCUGUUUUUCGAGCCCGAGGACACCAACUCCAUCCUCGAAAAGGCGAAAGCCGGGGAGAUCAACCCGUUUAAGGAGAGCGUGGUGCUGGCCAUGGAGUCGGAGGAUCCUUACAAGGACUUUCGGAGAUCAAUGGAGGAGAUGGUGGAGUCUCAUGGGCUAAAAGACUGGGAGUCCCUGGAGGAGCUUUUGGGAUGGUAUUUGAGGGUGAACAAGAAGAAGAAUCAUGGGUUUAUAGUUGGAGCAUUCUUGGAUCUUCUUGUUGCUCUGGCAGCUGCUGAUUCUAAUAAUGCUAAUAAUUCUAGGUCUUGUACAGUUCAUAAUUAUUCUACUUCUUUCUCUUCUGCUGUUUCUUCUUUUUCUUCUCCAUUGUCAUGUUCUUUUCAAGGUCAGAAUGAGAUUGGAGAGGAAGAGGAGAUUACAAUGUUUUAA
Prunus armeniaca (apricot) is the source of this 744-nucleotide messenger RNA. The record is from the annotation of a GenBank genome assembly. Lineage: Eukaryota; Viridiplantae; Streptophyta; Magnoliopsida; Rosales; Rosaceae.